UGGUUGUGUACAGAACAGUAAAUACAUAUUAUCUUCUGAUAAAACUUAAUAAAAUAUGAUGUGGGCUCUCUUUAGAAGGUGUAUGAUAAUUAUAGUGUAGUGAUACAAGGAAAAACUGAUUACAUGUACCGUAAACACAAUAUAUCUUUAUUUAGUUGAAACAUUUCAGACUGUUAGAUUAACAGGGACAAAUUUAAACUCCGACGUAAUAAUAUUUUAUAAACGGACAUUGUUAUUGUUGUUGCUGUUGAUUAUAUGCGGACAUUUUAAUAUCAAAUUUUGUUGCAAAAAUGAAAUGUGUUCUCUCUAUACUCGUUGUAAUUGGUAACUUGAAUGUGUUGCUUGCAAACAAUGAUAAUUGUAGAGAAAACGAUCUGAAUGCUUUAAUGGUACGUCUGCGUCAACUUCGAAAAGAAUUUGCCGACUUGAAAAUCCAGCACGAUGAACUUAGACCAGAAAUAGCGACAAUUAAAGACAAGUCCCUGAUACCAAUUGUUGGAUUCAAUGCCCGUCUAUCUUCUAUAGGAACAGUAACUGCACGGGGCAGGGUUGUCUUCGAUACCGUCAUAACAAACCAAGGUGAAGGUUACAACAUUUCUACCGGGAUAUUUACUUCACCGUACACUGGACUCUAUUUUUUCUCAGUUCAGCUUUGUAAAGAGAGAAAUAAUGUUACGUAUUACGACAUACGUCAAGAAGAUAUACUGUUAACAAAGAGUACAGAGUAUGAUGAUAACGGUGCUUAUAGUUGUAGUUCUGUGAGCACAAUCGCCAUGGUAAACAAAACGGAAAAAGUGUGGGUACACUCUUACUCAGAGUUUUAUAAUGAUUAUUACGGAUGGAAUACUUUUUCUGGAUCUCUCUUAAACAAAUAACUAUAUAAAAGCAAAACUAGGUAUAAAAUAUACCAAGGAAAGUUCUAGUAACCGGAUAUAAAUAUUGAUAAUGAGGAACAAAUGUGUUUACUUGCAAUCAAUCACUUAAUAUAAAGAUAAUUUAAAUACCCAAUAUGUUUUGCCUAGAAAAGGCUCAUCACUCUGUUUAUAGUAUAUGUAUAUAUUUUAGGCAAGUACGUAGACUUAAUGUGCUUUCUUCAGAAAUCCGUGGAUCUAAACUUGAAGUUCAUAAACAAUUUACCACAGAAUCUUGUGUCUAGGAAUCAUGCUAAGACGGUUCUGUGAUUUUGUAAGCAAUAAUUAUAGCUGCACAAAAAACGAUGGGAAACCAGCAUAAUGUUCGUGGAAUUGGAGAUCGUAUUUAUUUCGUUUGUUUGCUUUGUUUUGUUUUAGGCUAUGUAUGUGUGUGUCGUUGUGAAAAAUAACACACUGUUUUUCUUUGUACUUUUCAUUUUUCUUUGAAUUUUGUAUUAAUUUCUAAUGCAUAAUAGGACAUACGAGUAUAUCGAACACCAAAGGAUAAAUAAAGGAUAUUUGUUUACAUAAAACGUACUCAGAAGUGACAAUAUUGUGAUUAUUUAUUCAACAGAAGCACGGAAAGAAAAUAACGCCAAGAAUUCAACGGUUGAGCGUACGAAAAUAAUUUAAGUUUAAAGCUAUCAUUUUGGUGUAUAUGUUGAAAACCUCGGUGAGUCGGUAAAUA
Messenger RNA from Ruditapes philippinarum (Manila clam), 1599 nucleotides. RefSeq names its product complement C1q subcomponent subunit A-like. The coding region runs from base 291 to 875 and encodes 194 amino acids. Lineage: Eukaryota; Metazoa; Mollusca; Bivalvia; Venerida; Veneridae. The record is from RefSeq and is a predicted model, not a curated record. Gene Ontology annotation, molecular function: protein binding. The transcript is spliced from 2 exons.